GUUCCCAACAGCUGACAGACGGCGAAAGCCUCUGCCAGAGCUGUCGGUGGAAGAGAGUAGCCUCUCGUUGGUAGCCUGUACGGACUGAAAAUACAAGCCGAGCUGGACUUUGGAUCGCUUCUCAAGCUCGGUUUCCGUCGAGCGUCUUGUUUUGAUAAAAAUAUAUAUAUAUAAAUAAUUCUUUGCAUCCUGACUUUUCCAGAUUAGAAGCUGGGGACAUUUGCUGUCAGCUAACUUCCACAAUAGGUUGCUGCGUCGCUGGACUGCUGCAUAUGUUUUGAGCUUAACAGUUUGACUCCAGCCCUUCCAGCCGUGCCCAAUGCUGAGGAAUGGAUAGUGUGUCUGCUAAAGGUGGGAAGAUGGUCGAGAGUGAUGAGCAGCCGAAGAGGGAUAACGUUAGUGGCGGUGGCGCAGCGAUGGCCGCACUACAUCAAUGCGAACUCAUCCAGAAUAUGAUUGAAAUCUCCAUCUCCAGUUUACAGGGGCUACGGACCAAAUGCGCCGCGUCCAACGACCUCACGCAGCAAGAAAUACGCACUUUAGAGGUGAAGCUGAUGAAAUACAUCUGUAAACAGCUGCAGUGCAAGCAGAAAGUGCCAGAGACAGAGAGGCCCGAGGCCCUGGACAGCUACCCACACUUGGGAGACUGGCUACGCACCAUCAACCUGCGACCGGAGCUCAUAGAGCAGCAGCACCAGAAUGUGGAGACAUUAUGGAUGCUCUCGUGA
Messenger RNA from Micropterus dolomieu (smallmouth bass), 728 nucleotides. RefSeq names its product kinase suppressor of Ras 1-like. NCBI's taxonomy places the organism in Eukaryota, Metazoa, Chordata, Actinopteri, Centrarchiformes, Centrarchidae. Bases 330 to 728 code for a protein of 132 amino acids. The transcript is spliced from 3 exons. The record is from RefSeq and is a predicted model, not a curated record.